Messenger RNA from Salvia splendens (bonfire salvia), 3207 nucleotides. Its product is annotated as plasma membrane ATPase 4. Gene Ontology annotation, biological process: proton export across plasma membrane. Gene Ontology annotation, cellular component: membrane. Gene Ontology annotation, molecular function: P-type proton-exporting transporter activity; ATP binding; ATP hydrolysis activity. The coding region runs from base 109 to 2973 and encodes 954 amino acids. NCBI's taxonomy places the organism in Eukaryota, Viridiplantae, Streptophyta, Magnoliopsida, Lamiales, Lamiaceae. The record is from RefSeq and is a predicted model, not a curated record. The transcript is spliced from 16 exons.
AGGCAGAGCAUUUCUUCUAACCAUUUUCCUCUCUUGGAAUGAGAGCUCUUUCAUUACUACAUCACUGAACUAUUCCAUUUCUCUCUUCCUCUUCACAUCUAGCCAGCCAUGGGUGGUGAUAAAACACUCAGUCUCCAAGAAAUCAAGAAUGAGACUGUUGAUCUGGAGAAAGUCCCAAUUGAGGAAGUGUUUGAGCAACUGAAAUGCACCAGGGAGGGACUGAGUGCCGACGAAGGGACCAACAGGCUUCAAAUUUUUGGCCCCAACAAGUUGGAAGAGAAGAAGGAAAGCAAAUUUCUCAAGUUCCUUGGUUUCAUGUGGAAUCCACUCUCUUGGGUCAUGGAGGCUGCAGCUAUCAUGGCCAUUGCGCUGGCUAAUGGAGGCGGAAAGCCCCCGGAUUGGCAGGAUUUCGUUGGUAUUGUUUGCCUGCUUGUUAUCAACUCUACUAUAAGUUUCAUCGAGGAGAACAACGCAGGAAAUGCUGCUGCAGCCCUUAUGGCUGGUCUUGCUCCCAAAACAAAGGUUCUCAGGGAUGGUCGAUGGAGUGAGCAGGAAGCUGCUAUUCUGGUACCUGGAGACAUUAUCAGCAUUAAGCUGGGAGAUAUUGUCCCUGCUGAUGCUCGUCUUCUUGAAGGCGAUCCUUUAAAGAUUGACCAGUCUGCUCUCACAGGAGAAUCCCUUCCAGUGACCAAGAACGCGUAUGAUGAAGUUUUCUCUGGCUCGACUUGCAAACAGGGUGAACUAGAAGCAGUAGUUAUUGCCACCGGUGUUCACACUUUCUUUGGAAAGGCGGCACAUCUAGUGGACAGCACCAACCAGGUGGGACACUUUCAGAAAGUGCUCACUGCAAUCGGUAACUUCUGUAUCUGCUCCAUUGCUGUUGGUAUGGUGGCCGAGAUCAUAGUGAUGUACCCAAUCCAGCGCAGACCAUACAGAAAGGGGAUAGAUAACCUCCUUGUUCUUUUGAUUGGAGGUAUUCCCAUUGCUAUGCCCACUGUCUUGUCUGUCACCAUGGCUAUUGGAUCCCACAGGCUAUCGCAGCAGGGUGCUAUCACCAAGAGGAUGACUGCUAUUGAGGAAAUGGCUGGAAUGGAUGUCUUGUGUAGUGACAAGACUGGAACUUUGACCCUAAACAAAUUGACUGUUGAUAAAUCCUUGAUCGAGGUCUUUGCAAAGGGUGUGGAUCCCGAGCACGUGCUACUCCUUGCUGCAAGGGCAUCCAGAACUGAAAACCAAGAUGCUAUUGAUGCUGCCAUUGUUGGUACACUUGCUGAUCCAAAAGAGGCGAGAGCUGGUAUCAAAGAGGUUCACUUCUUCCCUUUCAACCCGGUGGACAAAAGGACUGCUUUGACAUACAUUGACAACCAAGGGAACUGGCACAGAGCUAGCAAGGGAGCUCCCGAACAGAUUUUGACCCUAUGCAACUGCAGAGAAGACUUAAAGAAAAAGGUUCACAGUGUUAUAGAUAAAUUUGCUGAGCGUGGACUUCGGUCUUUGGCUGUUGCCAGACAGGAAGUUCCAGAGAAAUCGAAGGAUGCCCCGGGUGGUCCAUGGCAAUUUAUUGGACUCUUAUCCCUUUUUGAUCCUCCCAGACAUGACAGUGCUGAGACCAUCCGCAGAGCUCUUAACCUCGGUGUUAAUGUUAAAAUGAUUACAGGUGACCAACUUGCCAUUGGUAAGGAGACUGGCCGUAGACUUGGUAUGGGAGUAAACAUGUAUCCAUCUGCUUCUUUACUGGGUAAUCACAAGGAUGAGUCUAUAGCCCACCUUCCUGUUGAAGAACUGAUUGAGAAGGCAGAUGGUUUUGCCGGGGUCUUCCCAGAGCACAAAUACGAAAUCGUGAAGAAACUGCAGGAGAGAAAGCAUAUUGUUGGAAUGACAGGCGAUGGUGUCAACGAUGCCCCUGCUUUGAAGAAGGCAGAUAUCGGAAUUGCUGUUGCUGACGCUACUGAUGCUGCAAGAAGUGCAUCUGACAUUGUGCUAACUGAACCUGGGCUUAGUGUUAUCAUUAGUGCAGUGCUGACCAGCAGAGCUAUCUUCCAGAGAAUGAAGAACUAUACAAUAUAUGCCGUGUCCAUCACCAUCCGUAUUGUGUUUGGCUUCAUGUUCCUUGCAUUAAUUUGGAAGUUUGAUUUCUCCCCCUUCAUGGUUUUGAUCAUUGCCAUUCUGAAUGAUGGUACAAUUAUGACCAUCUCUAAGGAUAGAGUGAAGCCAUCUCCAUUGCCUGAUAGCUGGAAGUUGAAAGAGAUUUUUGCCACUGGCAUAGUUCUUGGAGGCUAUCUUGCUCUAAUGACUGUCAUUUUCUUUUGGCUGAUCUACAAAACCGACUUUUUCCCAGACAAAUUUGGAGUCAGAACUAUCAGAGAUAACGAGGAAGAAAUGAUGGCUGCCGUAUACUUGCAAGUGAGUAUUGUUAGCCAAGCCCUUAUCUUCGUGACCAGAUCUCGCAGCUGGUCAUUUGUGGAACGCCCUGGAUUUCUUCUCUUGACUGCUUUCGCGAUUGCUCAACUGAUUGCAACUCUGAUAGCUGUGUAUGCCAACUGGGGCUUUGCAAGAAUUAAAGGAUGUGGUUGGGGAUGGGCUGGUGUUAUCUGGAUUUACAGCAUUGUCUUUUACGUGCCCCUCGACUUGAUGAAGUUCGCCAUCCGUUACGUCUUGAGUGGAAAGGCGUGGCAAAACCUGUUUGACAACAAGACUGCGUUCACGACCAAGAAAGAUUUUGGAAAAGAAGAGAGAGAAGCUCAAUGGGCUCAUGCUCAAAGAACUCUGCAUGGACUUCAAACACCAGAAUCUAACAAUAUCUUGAACGAGAAGAGCAGCUACCGUGAGUUGUCAGAAAUCGCAGAACAGGCUAAGAGGAGAGCCGAGAUUGCAAGGCUGCGCGAGCUGCAUACACUAAAGGGCCACGUUGAAUCUGUUGUGAAGCUGAAGGGGCUCGACAUUGAGACAAUCCAGCAGCAUUACACUGUCUAGACAGAAGCCUAAUGAAAUCACCGCGAGGAGCUGUUCCGGGGGCAAGAGAGUAUUUUCGAAGAACAGACGAUAACCUUUUAGAUAAAACUGUUCUUGAGAGGAGAACAUGAUGCCUGCUUCCUCAUUAUUUCUUCUGUUUCUUGUUUCUUAAUGUAAUGUCAGUUAAGCUGCCCUAGAAAAUGGGCUGAUCUUCAACUCUUUCAUAACUAAGGUUCUUCUAUUUUUCCAUCUUCA